GUUCAUGAGAUUAGAUUAGAUGCAAUAAGCUGCUUUGAGUUGAAAAUAGAAUCGAUAAGACGUGGAGCCGACCUGGCCAGUGACAAUGUGGUCAAGGGAAGAGGCAGCCUCUGUUGAUGAUGUCUACCAACACUUUCUGUUGGAAUUUUAACAGUUGAUGCUUACAAGGGUGCAACAGCAGAGGGGGUCCUUGCUGCGCAGAAGAAUAGAAUGAGCAGACGAGGAAGGAGACGAAGCAGCAGGCGGAAGAGCUCAAGCAGCAGCAAACAGAGCACCAAGAGAAACUGUGUCCUUAAAAAGGAUAAGGACAACUUCAAUAUAUCAGGGGCAAACCUUUCUCAAGUCAAUGUUUUGUCAGUAUCAGGUGAAGAGGAGAAACAGGCUGGCAUUCCAAGCACUGAGAAGAGAAUCAAACUAGAUCAUCACUUCUGUGAAAACCUUGGGAAACAGAUCAGAACACCAGAAGAGCACAGGCUGAGGAUUGUAACAUCUGUGGCUAUUGAUAACCUCAAAGACUCAUCCCCCAAAAUAAUAUUUCAGCAAACACAAGAGCCAGUCUUUGAAGAUGCACAAUGUUCAACGUUUGCAAUAACCAACGUCAUUAAAUUCAAUUGCAUCGGCUCAAGCAUAGAGAAUCACAACAUUGGUGGAGACAGUCAAAAUACAAAACAAAACAACAUAAAUUACAACUUCAGCUUUGGCAAUGUUCUUACUCAGAAAGAGGCAGCAUUUGUUAUUCCAGCUAGAUGUGAAAAUCACACCUGUUGCAAGAAUUCCUAUUGUAACUCCAACACUGCAUUAGCAAGUCCGUCUCCAAGCCCACUACCCACCUCGUAUUUCUCCCAUCAAGGGACAACCAUGUCACAUCACACAGACUUGAGUAGUGACCAUUCCAGGGAUAUAGUCCCAACGAAUGAGUUUUCGGACAUAAUCCAAGGUAACUCCCUAGAGGAGCUGACCGAAGACAUGGCUGCUUUUAAUAUCGAUAUGGAUGGUUCUUCUUGUAAACAGCCAAGUCAUUUCAACAGCACAGAAGAAAUGGAAAUGUAUGACCAACUAUCUGGUGGCCUGGAAUACCUGGAUGAAGCGGAAGACCCUCACAUGGUGUCAAACUUUUUUGAUCAGUUCUCAGAAACUGACAACUUUGAACCGUCGUUUAUGAGACCUUCCUUAUCGAUAAGCAGGUCAAGCUUUACCAUGGAUUUCGUGAACAAACAUGAUCAGAACGCCUGCUUCCGAAACAACAGCGUAGCAACCUUUCAACACAGAACCUGUCCGAUGAAACGAGAGCGACGGCAGACCUAUCCGGGGACGUUGGAUUCGUUGUUUACGAUGCAAGAGGACCUUCUGCCUUUUAGGGAAUUCUUUUCCUCAGGGAAGAUCUCCUCUUUAACGAUGCAAUCGUUCACGCUGCAAGCUGAAAAACUGGCUACGUUUUGUCAGGGAGAUGGGGGGUUAUCUCUCUUUGGAACAGAUGUACGACAAAAUUCUAUAUAUGAUGGUUGUGCAAAGUACCAGAAGGACGGGCAAAACGAUGUCAAACAAUUUGACACUGAAACGUUGGAGACAACAUCUAAGGUGGCCUUUGGGAACGUUGAAAGUCAGCAACCAGCGAAUGAACCCAGUCAGACCCAUGGUGGCGUGGAGUGUCCUCCCGAUUCAAGAGCUCUAAUAAAAAUAGAUCCUGGAGAAUCAGUGGAACAGAGUGCUGCGGCAGAGAGUGGCCUGGAGGAAGAGAUGCGUCAACUAGGGUGUCCCCGUGCAGGACCCGUUGCUUGUAAACACCCUCUCACAUCUUUGAUCAUACAGGUGAUCCCCCCGUCUCCCUGUACGUCCGAUAGCACACGGGAAGAGGGUCCACGCCAUUGUGUCCGAAACAUAGACUCAAGAAGCAGAGUCAAGCGAAAGCAAGCGACCCAGGACGGGGCCGUGUCUGAGCAGCCUGACUCUGCCUCGGCCGUUACAGUUGAAUGUGACAAAGGAACCCUGCAUAUGAAUCCACCAUCUGAAACACAGGGGAAGGACAACCUAGACCUAACUCCCAAAGAAACAGUAGUUCCACCUGUAUCAGAGAGCGCUGACCUCAGUAAAGUUCGACCAAAUCUAAGAAUAUCCCUGUUCGCUAGGCCUGCUCCAUCACACUAUAUCGAUGAAACAAUAGAACCUUGUUCAGACUGCCAGCGAGUAGACAAUAAGGAUACAGAAUCUUCUGCAAACACCAAACAAGAUUCAAAGAUGGAUCCAGAAACAGAGGAAUGGAGAAUGCAGGUCUGCAAAACUGAAAAACACAAUCUUGCAAAAGCCUCUUUGGAGGCAAAGUCGCAUCGGAAACCCCCGAGCCAUAAAGACUCUGACCGCAGCGGCUCUGACCACUGGGCCAAUAGAAGGAAGCUCUUCAAGGAGAGCAGGCAGUGGAGCGGCUCCAUGACUAGUGAAAUCACAGAGGAUUCAGUAUCUGAAGACACACACUCCAUUGACAUGAUCCGAGACAUCGAGGAGAGAGGUUUCUACACAGCGACGUUUCACUACCUUGCCUGGACUUACCGUGGAGAUGAUGACCCUUCAGGCACUAGUUCUACUAUAAAUCCCAGACCUCGGCCCGUCUCAAUUCGUGAGAGGACUGUGAAGAUCAGUAAGGGAAGCGGAGAGUAUCCAUGGGGCUUUCGAAUCCAGUUUUCCAAACCAAUUGUGGUCACUGAAGUGGACACAAACGGGGCAGCGGAGGAGGCAGGCCUGACGGUCGGAGACUAUCUACAGGCCGUUAAUGGAACGGAUGUUACCAGUAUUCCCCACUCUGAGGCAGCUGAGCUGGCCAGGCAAGGCCCUGACAUUUUGACCCUGACCAUCGGGUCGGACAUCGCCCGCACCCCUAACACGCCCAGACCAGCGUGCCGUGGCUAUCUCCAUAAACGCACCCAGUCUGGAUUCAUUAAGGGCUGGAGGAAGAGGUGGUUCGUUCUCACGCACGACUGCGGCCUGCACUACUUCAGACACAAGCGGGAUGAGGGGAAGAGAGUUGCAUUGGCAACAGUGAAGCUGGAAGGGGCAGAAGUGGGAGCAGAUGUUUCCCUGGGGAAACCGUUCGUGAUCAGACUCUGCCCACAGCCUGCCAACCGAGUGUACUUCCUAUGUGCCACCUCAAACCAGGAGAUGAAAAGGUGGCUUGAAGCAAUGGUGAAUGCCACUCAACCAGUUACACAGAACCACGUGUGGGUGGAUGUGACGAGACACAACUCCAACUUACCCCCGCUAGCGGUCAAGAAACCCGAAUGUCUGGGGUUGCUUUACGAAAUAGAUAAAAACAAGGACAUGUCGAGGCAGCUCUACUGCAUUCUCAAAGAUGGCUGUCUCUACUUCUACAGUAGCAUCCGCUCAACCCACGCGCUCGGUGGCAUGUAUCUCCAUGGUUACGGUGUCAAGGAGCAGCCCAUGGGCUCAAAGAAGAUGACGAUCGAGUUGAAGCCUCCUUCGGAUGAGUUUAAGACAUUCUAUCUCUGCGCUGAAAACCCGAAUGAAAAUAAACGAUGGAUUGAAGCGCUGAAAGUAUCAAUAAACAAGUGGCAACCAUUGCAUUGGGAAAUGCGGGGCUACCCGAAACCAGCGGCGGAAGAGACCAAAAUGUGAGGAGACUCAGAAGGCUUGUUGCAUUCCUUAUCGUCAGACUUUAGAAGGAAUGUGGAAUGUUGCUUUAUUCUGUUACCAAAUAGGUGUUAUGCCUAGAUUUGUUUUAAUUUAUUAUUAUUUAUUAAUAAGACUAUCUGACGGAUGUUUUGAUACUUUUUAUCAUUCUUAAUUAAUGGGUAAGAUGAUAGUAAAAGAAGUAAAUUAACUUGUAGGAUAAUGCUCAAGCUAGAGGUAUUAUGUUUGCUUUGAAUUAGGAUUUCAAACAUUUACUAUGUGCAUUUUUCACUGCAGCUUUUAACAUUUUGAAGUUUAAACAUGUUUCCAAACCCUUUUGUACUGUAAAUCUGCACAACAUUCAAUGUUAUGAUGUAUUUGUUUAGCUCAUUGUUCAGCAUUACACUUCUAAUUUACUAACAGAAAGGAUAAUAAUAUAUAUGUAAUGCCCCUUUGUACAUUGUCAUUUGCAGUAUUUUUUAUAUAAUUCACAAUUGUUGAGAAAUAUCACCAUCAGUUUGCCUUUGUGCUAUGUUUGAUACUUGUAAUGCUGCAAAAAAAGUUUUUCUGUUUUAACACAUUUCAACCUAAGAAAAGUCAUUGGCAGGCUGUGGUGAAUCAGGGUAUAACAACAACAAAAACAACAACAACAUCAAAGAUAAGUCAAUUAGGUGAUUGAAUUGGUAGAUGUCAAGAUACAUGCCUGUAUUUGGUGAAUAAAUGAGGUGAUUGUCAAUA
Molecule: messenger RNA, 4356 nt
Organism: Gadus macrocephalus (Pacific cod)
Lineage: Eukaryota; Metazoa; Chordata; Actinopteri; Gadiformes; Gadidae
Gene: pdzph1
Product: PDZ and pleckstrin homology domains 1
Exons: 13
Coding region: 211-3624 (1137 amino acids)
Molecular function (GO): protein binding
Source: RefSeq, a predicted model, not a curated record